Molecule: messenger RNA, 947 nt
Organism: Dentiscutata heterogama
Lineage: Eukaryota; Fungi; Glomeromycota; Glomeromycetes; Diversisporales; Gigasporaceae
Source: the annotation of a GenBank genome assembly
GUGUAUUACUCCCUGAACUACACGGUUCCUUAUUAAAUCGACUAAGAGAACCAUCUUUAAAUAAAUUAGCAAAUUCUAUUCGUGAGCAUCUUAAAGCGAUAGAAGAACAGAUAUCCGGACUUCAGAAACAACUUGCUAAAGUUAUUGAAUCUUUUUCCCUAGUUCAAGAAAGCGCAAACUAUGCGCGCAAGUAUCUUAUUGGUGGUGAGCGUGAAGCUGAAGAGGCCUUGAAAAAACACUGGACAGGGAUCAUCAUUGAUCCUAUACUACGAAAGCGAGUAGAGUCAGAACUUAAAGAAGUGCGAUUUAUUAUAAAAGUAUUGCAAAAUAUGGAUCGGAAUCUUAUCAACUUUAAUGAAUUUUUACAUAAGUAUCGUCGUGAGUUAGGAGAUAUUUCAAGUAAUGUUCAGGCAGUUCGAAAAAUACCAACUAAUGAAGAUAUAAAAUAUUUAGAAAAUGCGGUCGUUACUCUUAAAAAGCAUCACGCAAAAUUCUCUUCUGCAGAGGAACAAUUAGAAUUUAAGCCAAUAGAUUCUUCUUAUUUUGAUAUAAAUAAUCCUCGAAACAUAGAAUGUACUGAAUUUACAGCAAUGAUUGAUAAGCCUAAUAAUGCGUAUUUGAAAAGAAUAAGAAUUUGGUCAUCGGAUAUGAUCAAUGCCAUUGGAUUCUUUUAUUCUGAUGAUACAUAUGACAUAUACGGUGCACCAGGUGAUGAUGAUCCUUAUGAUUUUGAUUGGCAUAAAGGUGAAAAAAUUAAACAUAUCCUUGUGCGAAUUGAAGCUGUAUUGUAUGCAAUCCAAUUUCAUACUGAUCGAGGUCGUGUUUCUGAAUGGAGUGGUAGUGACAAAGGGAAGCCAUUUCUUGUAUAUAGUCAUCUACCAUCUAUUGGAAUUCAUGGUAGUUUUUCUCGUCAAAUAUGUAGUAUUGGCAUUACUGCAUUAUUUUAG